Molecule: messenger RNA, 1478 nt
Organism: Cucumis melo (muskmelon)
Lineage: Eukaryota; Viridiplantae; Streptophyta; Magnoliopsida; Cucurbitales; Cucurbitaceae
Exons: 15
Coding region: 162-1256 (364 amino acids)
Source: RefSeq, a predicted model, not a curated record
AAUGAUCACACGAACGAACUAAUGGAGUUCCCUCCUCAUUGGUUCCAUUCCAUUUCCAUAUAAAAGGCGACGACCUGCCAAAUUUGAUUUCGUACUGCCUCUUCUUUCUUCUCUAUCGUUCUCCAAUUCACCAAUCUUCCCGCCGGAUUCUCUCAACAAUAAUGGCUUCCUCGUUUCAUUCCCAUUCUCCGGCCAUUAGAACCGUCACCAUAUCGUUCUCAGAGCUCCAAGUAAGUGAAUCUCAAGUGGAUCGGAAUGUUGAUUUGUCGAUGAAGAUUGAAGAAGGAUUUGGACCUAAGGGGCUGGGAAUUCUAUCAGUUACUGAUGUCCCUGGAUUUCCUUCGUUGCGGAAGGAUCUUCUACGUCUUUCAUCGAGAUUGGCGAAGCUACCAGAAGAUGUGAAGAAGGAGCUUGAAGAUCCUCAUACUAGGUAUAAUUUUGGAUGGAGUCAUGGGAAAGAGAAACUUGAAUCUGGGAAGCCUGAUUUGUUGAAGGGCUCAUUCUAUGCCAAUCCCAUAUUGGAUACCCCAACAACAGAUGCAUCUUUAAUUCAGAGGUAUCCAUCAUAUUGUGGUUCAAAUAUUUGGCCUUCUAGAGAUCUGCCAGAACUUGAAUUAGCCUUUAAAGCUCUGGGAAAGCUGAUUCUCGAUGUUGGUUUGAUGUUGGCAUAUCAUUGCGACCAGUAUGCUGCUAAAAUGAUGAAACUGAAUGAGGAUGAAGCCCUUGAAAAGAUAAUUCUGAACUCCCGGUGUCAUAAAGGGCGCUUGCUUUAUUAUUUUCCAGCACAGCAAAGCACUUGUUCAGAAGAUAGCGAUAAACUGUCCUCUUGGUGUGGAUGGCAUACAGAUCAUGGUUCACUAACAGGUCUGACCUGUGCAACGUUUACAAGAGAUGGUCUGGAGAUACCUUGCCCUGACAGUGCUGCUGGCCUCUAUAUCAGGACAAGGGCUGGCGAAAUUGUUAAAGUUUAUUAUGGAGAAAAUGAAAUAGCAUAUCAAAUUGGUGAAACCACAGAGAUUCUAUCCAGAGGAUAUCUAUGUGCAACACCACAUUGUGUUCGGGCACCUAAAGGGAAGGAAGCUUUUAAUCUUGAACGCUCCACAUAUGCACUGUUCAUGCAACCUGAUUGGGAUCAGAAACUCAAUUUUCCUGAGGAGGUUCAUAUUCACAAAGAGAUAAUCCCCACAAAUUGUGCCCUAACAUUCGGAGAGUACUCCGAAAAACUGCUGGACAAAUACUACCACCUGAAAUCAUAGUGAGCUUCAGAAAUCAAGAGCUUGUGAUUUUCUCUUUCAACUACUAUUUUGUGAAACUAAAGGUACCCCACCUAUUUAAUUUCCCUUUAAUUUUCAAAACUCAUAUACGGAAAAAGAAAGUUUAUAUUACAGCACGUUUUUUCUUCAUUAUUUAAAAGUUUGUUUUGUUUAUUUUUUUUUUUAAAAAAAUAAUGACUAUAAAGGAAACUCCCUUAAUUUCAA